Molecule: messenger RNA, 2520 nt
Organism: Populus euphratica (Euphrates poplar)
Lineage: Eukaryota; Viridiplantae; Streptophyta; Magnoliopsida; Malpighiales; Salicaceae
Exons: 2
Coding region: 48-2432 (794 amino acids)
Source: RefSeq, a predicted model, not a curated record
UAACAACAACUUCUUUAUGCCAGGCAAAACAUUUCACAUAGAGAGAGAUGAAGGGAAUCAAGUACCUUGAGCAUUUCAGAGGUGAGCAUCAAUUGAAGCUGAUCGAGAAGGUUGACAAAGCUAAUCUAGCUGUAUGCAAAGCUUGCAAGGAACACUGUCGUGAUCCGUAUUAUUUUAGUUGCAGCAUAUGCGAUUUGAACCUCCAUGAUUUAUGUGCAAAGUUGCCAUCAUGGUUCUCAAAUCCUUUUCAUCCCCACACGCUUUCAAUCUUUCAGACUCAUAUGAUAGGUGAGCCGGAAGAGUUUCAGUGCCACGCCUGUUUUAGGAACAUAGAUGGCUUCACCUAUGGCUACAAAUGCAACGAGUGCCUCAUCUAUCUAGAUGUUGAAUGUGCUUUACUAAGACCUGUCAUAAAAGAAGAUGAAGAUCCUGUUCAAAUCCAUUUUUCCCAUCUUCACCCAUUAGUCCUAGUUGCUACUGAACAGAAGGAUGUUAAUGAUGACCCCCCACGCUGCUACUUGUGUUGGGAAUUUAUAAUUAGCUCGGUACUGUUCUACAAGUGUGAACCCUGCAGAUUCUAUCUUCACAAAUCUUGUGCUGAAUUGAAGUUGCCAAAAUGUUUGGAUCACUUCUAUCACCGUUGCUCUCUCGCUCUAUGCACCGAAAGAAAUCCUUAUACUUGCAAUGCUUGUUUGAGGAAUCGUGGUGGCUUCCACUACCUCUGCGACAAUUGCAACUUCAGGCUCGAAGUCGACUGCGCUUUACUGCCUGAAAAAAUGAAAUCUGAAGGUCAAGAUCAGCUCUACCACCACCCUAUGCACGGGCAUCCCCUAACACUUGUUGAUUUAACUGAUGAUGAAGCAAUUCACUGCGUCGCUUGCCAGAAAAGCUGUUGUGACAAGGCCUAUGUCUGUCGUUGGGAGGGGGUAUGCAAGUUUUUCCUCCACCAACAAUGCUUCCUUCUUCCUGACAAGGUAUUCCAACCGCAAUAUCCAGGCCUCGAGUUAAAGUUGACUCCAGAAUGUUUUCCUAAAGCAAGAUGCAUUUCCUGUUAUAAUUUAUGCAAUGGCUUAUUCUACCGCACUCCGUCCAAAUUACCGAAGAAAGUGAGAAAAAAACUGGGUGGCUUACAAUUACCAUUCAACGUGCACGUUAAAUGUCCGGUGGAGGUUUCCACUAUAACAUAUCAAGCUCACCCUCACAAUCUUUCAUUUAUCGAAAACAUCAUAGGCAAUGAUAUUGACGACAACAAUGAAUUCAAAGGUAUAAAGUGCAAGGCCUGCGGCAAGGAUUGCGUAUCAUCAUCACCUCUGUUUCGUUGUGCCCGAUGCAAUUACAAUCUUCAUGUUGAAUGUGGUCCCUUACCGUGUAUCAUUCCUUUCAAAAGUGAAUUACAUACACAUCCACUCAGGCUUGUCUAUUCUCCGGUGGACGGCGAAGACAAAAAUGACGUGGAUGUGUUUUACUGCGAUGAGUGCGAAAACGAAAGAGAUCCAAGGCUGCCAGUUUAUUGUUGCUCUGAGGGCUGCCCCUACACUGCUGAGAUUAAAUGCGUAAUAUCCGAGGUAAAACGUUCAUUAUUGGGAUAUAAUGGCGAAGUGGAGUUUAAGUCCUUGAUCACUAAGAUGGCUGGCAAGUUGAUUGGCAAAUAUUAUCUUCCUCCUCAGGAAACUGCAAGGGGCAGUGGAACAAAGAAUGAAGAUUGCAAUGAAAUUAUUAGUCGUUUCAGAAUUGAGGACACAGACUUGUAUCGAAGCAUUUCUAUGGCUGCAAGACACUGGGCUCAGAAUGAUACUACCAAGAGCAUGGGAUCACAAGCUUCUCUGUUUCCAAAUGAGGCUCUUACUCUUAUGAACUUAUUAUAUGGAGGCAAAGAUAUAUUUAAAGAAGAUAGGCCGAUUUUCAAGGUCGAAGAUCAUUUUUUGAAGUCAGACUUUGCAUACAUAAGGGAGGCACUUGGUGAUGUUAUCCUUGCAAAACCCACUUCGCAAAAUUCACCGGUAGUGGACUAUUUCAGAUUUAUGUUAUGCUGGACAAUAAACAGCAUGCGCACCACAAGAAUUCUUGAUAUUUCCCAAGAACUACUGUCAAAGUGGUGGAAGAUCUUGAAAAUGGUGCAUUUUGCAGGUUUCAACAUACAGUUCGCCUUAGACCGUCUGGACAGAAUUGUAUUUGCUUACUAUGGUCUUCAAGCUAAAGCAGAAAAGGAUAACCUGCAGAAAAUAGAUGGAGAGAUCUCAGAGCUUGAUCAAGAUAUCAAAAAAUUUGAAGCAUUAUUGGUGGAUAAAAGAGCAAGAUUACAAGAACUCCAGAAGAGACGUGGGCAUGUGGCGUCCAAAGACAUUGUGGGUUCUAGCUUAAUGGACAAGUGCUUAGGGGAGGCAUCUGAACUGAAGUGGAGGUUAGCUGGUGAAGGUCUUUUUGAAAAAUAGGAGUUCAACCUGGCGUUUGUUUUAUUAUUUUGCACUUUCUUUGUGAUAUGGAUUGUGAUUGUCUUGUUUAGUUUUAGAGUUAUUUGUA